Molecule: messenger RNA, 7709 nt
Organism: Solea solea (common sole)
Lineage: Eukaryota; Metazoa; Chordata; Actinopteri; Pleuronectiformes; Soleidae
Gene: tdrd6a
Product: tudor domain containing 6
Exons: 16
Coding region: 415-7281 (2288 amino acids)
Source: RefSeq, a predicted model, not a curated record
GGGCGGUUCCAGCGGCACGCGCGUGGUGUUGCGCUAGUGAACGUUAGCCACGAAGUAACAGUUACUAACGUCAGUCUGCGGUGGCAUUUAAUGUUUGUUUUUUUCUUCAUAACUAAUUAAAAUAGUUUGGGAGACGGUUUGAUUAUCGUCUGACGCAUCACUGUGGUCCAACAGAAAACCUCUGGAAGUGGACUGAGAUUGGCGAGGUGAAGGAGGAACGUUUGGGCGGUCUGAACAAGGUUAGCCACAGCGCUCAGCGUCAGUAUAUGUGUACGGGGCUUUGCUGGACGGACAUUGAAUUGUUGAAGCCGGGUCCAUUUAACGUCUCACUGCCAUUGCCAUGAGUGUAAAUACAGUCUUCGGCAUCUUCAUGAUUUAAAUUGGAUAACAUCCAGUGCUGAAACAGCAGUGUGGAUGACCGGUGACGGAUCAUGGGUGGUUGAUAUUCAUGAAACUGCCAAGAUGUCGUCAAUCCAAGGACUCCCACCACAAGGAUCAGACGUAACUAUUCUUAUAACCAGGGUCCACUUGCAUCCACUUUGUGUGCUUGUCGAGUUCUGGGGAAAGUUUAGCCUGGAGAGGACUGAAGAAUAUGAGUGCUUGGCUAAAGACAUUCAAUCUGUUGGAAAAACAUUUGAAGAACAUGAAGGAAACCCUGGUGAUAAGUGCUUGGUUCAGGUAGAUGGCAUUUGGAACAGGGCCCGCAUUGUCUCAAGAAAUGGGUCAAAAUUCAGCGUGUUUCUCUUUGACAAAGGGGUGACAUCUUGCACCACCACAAACAAGCUGGCAUGGGGUAAAAAGGAACACUUCCUCCUACCACCUGAAGUGGAAUUUUGUGUGCUAGCUAAUGUAUUACCACUCUCAGCUGAGGGCAGGUGGUCUCCAGUAGCUCUCGAAUUUCUGAAAACUCUCUCUGGGAGAUCUGUGAAAGCACAUGUGCAAGAUAUACUGGAGUCCCACAGAACAUUUGUCCUGCACAUCCCCUACAUCGCCAAACAAAUGUAUGAGAUGGGACUUGCCAAGAAGUUGGCUCCAGACAUGUUCCACGAGUUUGUGCUCAUGUCACUGAAGUCCAGUAGUGUAGCCCAAGUGUCCACACCACAGACUCAACUGAUCUCUAUGGAUGCAGGUGUGAGACUGCACAAGCAAGAGCUCUUCAUGGUCCCAGAGCUCCCAGCAGGAACUGUGGAGACGGUCAUAGUCACGGAGGUUACAAAUCCACAGAGGAUCUUUUGCCAGUUGAAGGUCUUCUCACAAGAGUUGAAGAAACUCUCGGAGAAAAUCACACAAUGUUGUGAGGGCAGAAUGAUGAGUUGCACUGUGGGUCCAGAAAUGGUUGGUUUUCCCUGUGCUGCAAGAGGAAGUGAUGGCAGAUGGUACCGCUCUGUUCUACAACAAGUAUUCCCAAACAAUGGCGUUGUGGAAGUUUUGAACAUUGACUAUGGAACAAAACAGCUUGUUCAGUUGGAUAAGGUGAGACCACUGGCUUCAGAAUUCCUCAGGAUGCCCGUUGUGACCUACAUCUGUUCCCUACAUGGAAUCAUUGACCGAGGCAUUGGAUGGACAACAAGCCAGAUUGAGUUUCUAAGAAACCUUCUUUUGUGCAAGACUGUGAUUGCUAAAUUUGAGUACCAAAGCAUGGCUGAGGGUGUACACUAUGUCACGCUCUAUGGUGAUGAUAAUACAGACAUUAACAGCCUGUUUGGGUCUAAGGAGAGCUGUUUGCUGGAGUAUGAGAAGACACUAAAAGAUUUUGCCCUUCAUAGCCCUGCAUACAGCCAUGAAGAUCAAGCCCAGCAAGGAAAAAGAAAGAUGUUGACAUCUGGGAAGACUGAAGAGGAAAAUGAAGGGAAAGGAGUAGUGAAAAAGUUACCAGCAGAGGAGCUGUCACUCUACUCAACGCAUGUUGUAUUUGUUCUGCAUGUAUCCAACCCAUCAGAGUUUUGGAUCCAGACGCAAAACUAUGUGAGUGAGCUGGAUGAACUGAUGGACAGUAUCUUUCAUUUGUACAAAGAGUCAGAGAACAAAGACGUGGUGAGAGAUCCAACUGUGGGGCUAUACUGUGCUGCCAAGGCAGAAGAUGGUGACUUCUACAGAGCAGUUGUGACUGAAGUUGAUGAGACACAAAUCAAGGUGUUCUUUGUUGAUUAUGGAAACACAGAAACCAUUGAAAGGAAUAAUAUCAGAUUUCUUCCUGAAAAGCUCAAAAAGCUACCAAGGCUUGCUCUGAAAUGCAGCCUGGCUGGUGUCAGACCCACAGAUGGGAGAUGGAGUCAAAUUGCCUCUGAGUUUUUCACCAAAACAGUCACAGACAAAGUACUGAAUGUUCAUGUGAUGGCUAAAUAUGAUGACUACUAUGCUGUACAGCUAAUGGACCCGGAAUCUCUGCAGGAAAAAGACCUCAGUACAUUGAUGUGUACGUCUAAUUUUGCUGAAAGGGCUGAGACACUGAGCCAAAUUAAAGGCAGUGUUUCCUUGCAACCUGCCACUCUGUCUCUCACACAACAUCCACAUGUCAGAUUCACAGAUGUACACGGGAACAAGGGAUUGUCUUUCCAGCCACAAAACACCAUUGACCCUGCCAUCAGGGAAAGAGUUUCUUCAUUCAAGGAGCACAUGUUUCCCAUUGGAAGUGUUCUUGAUGUCUCUGUGUCCCACAUCGAAAGCCCUAAUGACUUCUGGUGCCAACUUAUGCAAAAUGCAGGACAUUUGAAUUUGCUGAUGCGUGACAUACAGGCUCAUUAUGCAGGUAGUGAAUUUCAGCCUAAUGUAGAUGUAGCUUGUGUUGCACGUUAUCCUGUUAAUAGAAUGUGGUACAGAGCAAUUGUAAUUAACAAACAUAAAACAUCUCAUGUGGAUGUGUUGUUUGUUGAUUUUGGUCAGGAAGCAACCAUUUCCAUAUAUGACCUGAGAAAGAUAAGUCCAGAGUUUCUCACUCUGCCUGGUCAAGCCUUUCGAUGCAGUCUGUUGAACCCUGUUGACCCCACAUCUGCCAUCAAUGAGUGGAAUGAUGAUACAGUUGCAAGAUUCAACAAAUUUGUUGAAACUGCUGUGUCUAACUUUGUGACGUUAAAGUGCACCAUAUAUGCUGUCAUGUACAGAGAGCAGAAGAUUCUUUUCAACAUUGUGGAUCUAGAGACUCCAUUUGAGAGCAUCUGCACCAGCAUGGUUAAUCUGGUCAAAAGUGCCCCUCCCAAAAAUGUCUCUGGGCCCUCCUUCCACCUGGACACGUACUACUACUCAACGCACAAUGUCAAAACUGGGACAGAGGAACAGAUGACGGUGACAUGCGUGAACAGUGUCAGUCAGUUUUACUGUCAGCUCGAGAGGAACGCUGAUGUGAUGGAAAAUCUCACGAUGAAAGUUAGCAAACUUUGCCAUCAGCUAGAGAAUGUAAAACUCCCAUCAGUGUUUGGAUCUUUGUGCCUUGCCAAGUAUACUGACGGACACUGGUACAGGGCUAAAAUCAAGACCACAAAGCCAGCAAUCCUGGUUCACUUUGUGGAUUAUGGUGACACUAUUGAGGUGGACAAAUCUGACUUACUUCCAGUACCCAAAGAGGCUAAUGAUGUCAUGUCUGUGCCUGUGCAAGCAGUUGUUUGUGGUCUCUCUGAUGUCCCUGCUACUGUUGGAAAAGAGGUCAACAGCUGGUUUGAGAAGUUUGCAACAGAAUUGAAAUUCCAAGCUCUCAUUGUGGCCAGAGAACCUGAUGGAAAACUGCUGGUUGAGCUGUAUCACAAAAACACUCAGAUUAAUUCAAAGAUGAAGAAGAUGUUUAAUAUUGAGAUGAGCAUAAACGAGAGUGUUGUCAACCAUGGCCAGAAAGCAGUGAGACAUGACUACAGGCCUCCAAAAUAUUUCUUGAAGCAAACCACAGAAAUGGAUGACCAAGCACAAAAUGUCAAUCAGAGUAGAUGCGCAAACCAAAAACCAGCAUAUCAAAUGAGGGAUGAGCCAAAACCUAUCAAUAUGUCUGCAACUAAGCCUUCCCGCUUUGCUUGUGAAAAUAGCCAUAAGGUCAAAGCUGUGCCAUUACAGCUGUACAAACCUCCUCCCCAGCGACAGUCAUGUGAAAUGACACCAAGUGAUAUGGUAAAUGGUUCUGAGAAUGCAAGUGACCAUGUCAAACCAAGAAAAGCCAAUCUGUCCACUGACACCAACCAGAUGGUCAUGUCCAAGACCUCUCAUACAGACUCUCAGAAGGUAAAAACUGUGGAACAACUCCCUAAACUUGCAGACUUGCCUUCAAAAUCAAUCACACCAGGUUUGGAAGCUGAAGUUUAUGUCUCACACAGCAACAGCCCAUUGAGUUUCUACCUUCAACUUGUCAGGGAUGAGGAUGAAAUAUUUUCUGUUGCUGAAAGACUCAAUGGUCCCACAUCUCUCCCAAAAACCAAUGUCUUCAUUGAGGUUCAUCCAGGUGACCUUGUUCAAGCAGAGUUUGCAGAUGACUCCUCAUGGUACCGAGCUGUUGUGAAAGAAGUCCACAGCAACUCAAUUGCUCAUGUUGAGUUUAUUGAUUUUGGAAAUACAGUAAUGACACCAAUAUCCAAGAUGGGCAGACUUCAUCAGUCUCUUUUACUACUACCUAUGUACAGCAUACACUGCAUGCUGAGUGAUGUUGCAACUUGUGGAAAAGAGGAAAUGCUUGAACCAGAAAUGCUGUCGUCUUUUAAAGCAGUAUGUGGUGAAGGAGAAAAGCAGCUCAAGUGCCGGUUCAUCAAGCAGUCAGGAUCUGUGUGGGAAGUCAGUCUGGAAGACAGUGGUGUGAAUGUCACUUGUAAAGUACCUACUUGUUCAGCUGAUGGUACUGAAAUUGCAGUAGAGAAACAGGAACAGGUGCAAGUAAAAACUCAACAGGACACCGAGAAGCCACCAUCUAAGCCAUGCUCUCUACAUUACAAUCAACAAGUUUUUUUAAAGGGACAGCAGUUACAGAGCUACAUCUCUUGUAUAAAUGAUGCUCAUUCCUUUUGGUGUCAGAGUGCUCACUCAGAAGAACUUGACAAGAUAACAUCAGGUGUCUCAGAAGUUGGGAAUGCAAUCAACCACAAGCACAUUGACCCAGACACCCUAUCCCCUGGCAGCCCGUGUAUUGUUCUCUUUUCAGAUGAUCAUCUUUGGUACCGUGCAGAAGUAACUGACAGAAAGGGAGAUGCGCUGUCUGUGCUUUUUGUGGACUAUGGAAACAAGUCCCAAGUCUCCAUUACAGAUGUGAGGAAAAUACCAGUUGAAUUGGUGGUCCUGCCUCCCCAGGCCUUUUUGUGCGAGCUUGAAGGCUUUAAUUGUUCAUGUGGUUCUUGGGCCAGUGGCGCAGUAGAUGAGUUUUGUACACGUACAACAGACAAGUUGUUAAAGUUGACUAUUGGCAGACUAACCAGGGAUGACAAAACCAUCAAAUACAUUGUGCAGGUGGAAUGUGAUGGCCAGAUCAUGAAUGAAGUGAUGAAAACAUGGUGGAAAAACACAGAAAACACAACAGAAAACAAACCUGACACAGGUGAAUUGACUACGUUGUUUGAACCGCCACUGCAAAAUGUCCCAGCUGUGAAAGAGGCUGCACAACCUGAGGAUCAACCAGAGUAUUCUGAAAGCCAAGAAAUUCUUCCUCAGAAAGAGCACAGUGAAGAACAGUUCUCUGAGGAGCUUGUUGACCCUCACAGAGCAGAUGAGGAUAAAUUAAUCUGUAGUCCGAAGACUAAUGAGUCCCCCAAAGAAGAGGCGACACAACCUGAGGAUCAACCACAGUAUCCCAAAAGCAAAGACAUUCACCCUCCGAGAGAGCACAGUGAAAAACAUUUCUUUGAGGAGCUUGUUGACACUCACAGAGCAGAUGAAGAUAAAUUAAUCUGUAGUCCGAAGACUAAUGAGACCCCCAAAGAAGAGGCUACACAACCUGAGGAUCAACCACAGUAUCACAAAAGCAAAGACAUUCACCCUCCGAGAGAGCACAGUGAAAAACAUUUCUUUGAGGAGCUUGUUGACACUCACAGAGCAGAUGAGGCCAAACUAGUCUGCAGUCCACAGACCAAUGAGACCUUCAAAGAUUUAGACUCUUCUGAAUCCCAAGAAGGAAAGUAUCAGACAUCUGAGUGCAAUAUGAUUGCCCAACAUGAAAAAAGUGAUUCCAUUGAAGAAGUGAACACAAUUCACACUGUGAUACUACUUCAGACUGAGUCCAAAGACACAGAAGACGCCAUAGUACCUGUACCUAAUGACCAAUAUAUUUUUAUCUUGAACUGUGAUAAGGAUGUUUGUGAAAGUGACAAAAUCCCUGAAGAGGACAGUGCUUCAGUGUUGGACACUGUCGGACCAGAUGACUUGGAGUCUCCAGUGGAUGAGAACCCAAAAGAGGACACGGACAAGUCAGAGAUUCCAGCGAAAGAGGUGGCAUCUUCAGCUGAAGAGGUGAUGACCUACAACGUGCCAAGCAGCUAUGAUGCCAGAGUUUAUUCGGUUCCAACCGAUGACAGUAACAUUGCCACAGUGAGUGAGCGUUCUCUUACCAGUGUGACAGCAGUGAAAAUGGCUCCAAGUGAUACAUUUCAUCCCACGGAGAGUAUAAACCUACAUGAGCUCAUAGAUGUAAUUUCUGAAGACUUGGAGCAGCUUGAUACUGACUUGGUCCUGUCAUCCCCUGUGCUUCCUGAGCAGCAGUUGUGUGAUCUGGUAGACGACACUGAUGAAACCAGCCAGUCUCAAACCUGUGGAGCUGUCUCUACAGAUAUGAUGGGUGAUGAGUUUGAAGAGGUGACAUGUUUGAUGGAUGCCUGCACAGAUACACAUGAUCCUGACAGCAAAGUCACCAGUGCUGGAGAAGAUGAUAUGAUCACUUGCAUCACAGUCCAGGACAAAGCACUUGGAGCCAUUUUAGAGCACGACAUGGAAAUUGGAGACGUUUCUCUGAAGGAUGAGGAUAACUCCAUGCCUGAAGAGGAAGUCUUAGCUCUUCACAAUGACAAACUUCUUGAUUUGCCACUGAGUGACACUGAGCCACAAUCUGACUGUCCAGAUGUGAGUAACCUGGUGGAUGAGUUGCCCAGUACUGUUGAAGAGAGUUGUUUGACAGAUGUCUCCACAGACCAACAUCCAAAAACUGAAACAGAGGACAGUGAACAGAUGGAACCUCCACCAUCCAAACAAGAGGAUUAUGAGGAGGGCGUUGUUUCUAAAGAAACGUCUUCACCUGACGACAGCUUUGAGCUCCAGCUGUCGAACAUAACCCAUCUCACUCUGAUCAUCAAUGAUGGGUCUGCUGAUGAACAGCAGCAGGAGGAGUAAAUGUCUCCCGUUUGCUUCUGGUGUCAAUGUUAGACUCCUAACAAAAUUGCUCAAUUGCAGACACUUUAGUUCAUUUAAACAGGUUUGAGUUAAGGUUUUCUUAGUUGUUUUGCUCUGUGUGUUGAAGGGCAGUGUUGAACAUUUUAUUUCAUUGUUUCAGUUGAAAAACACAGCUGUUUGGCUAAAAGAUGCUUCUAUACAGAAAUGGUUUGGAGUUUUUUGUCAGCGUACACGUACACGCGUUGCAGAUCUGUUCUGAUAAACCGCACCACAUUCUUUGUAAACAAAUGUUGUGUAUUGAAUCUUUCUUUAAAGACUAAUUUGAAUGGUUGCAAAGUUAUAAAGAAUUUAUAGAUAUCUUUUUUCUGUUGUGUGUUAACAUGCAUGCCUUAAAGACACAUUUUUGUUUGUGUAAUAAAUAUCAAUAC